Molecule: messenger RNA, 192 nt
Organism: Strongylus vulgaris
Lineage: Eukaryota; Metazoa; Nematoda; Chromadorea; Rhabditida; Strongylidae
Source: the annotation of a GenBank genome assembly
ACGUUCAUCUUAGCCAGUAGGCUACGGAAACGCUUAAUGGGAGUACGAAUUGACGAAUCCAGAAGAUCGGAAGACGAUGAUCAGAUGACGGCUGAUGCGUUUUUACAGUCGUCCUCAGAGGAGGGCGGAGCAGCUGACGUUCGAAUUUCGUUUUCGACUAUGCUCAGUUCAAAGGCAUGGGAAGCCGAGUGA